AUGGAGAGCCUGCUGGAGAACCCGGUGCGCGCCGUGCUCUACCUCAAGGAGCUCACGGCCAUCGUGCAAAACCAGCAGAGCCUCAUCCACACCCAGCGCCAGCGCAUCGACGAGCUGGAGCGGCGGCUGGACGAGCUCGGCGCCGAGAACCGCAGCCUGUGGGAGCGUCAGCGGCUGCUGCAAGCCCAGCCUCCGCCCGCGCCCCCCGCGUCGGCCCCGCAGCCGGGCCCCCGCGCCCAGGACCCGCUCCAGCACCACGGACAGCUCCCCGCGCCCGCGCCGCCGCCCCAGCACCACGGACAGCUCCCGGCGCAGCCCCAGCCGGGCCCGGGCGGCAGGGCUCAGGCGCCCCACCAGCACCCGGGCACGCGGGGGGCCGCCGGCGACAAGGAGAAGGAGCGCCCCCCGAGCUGCUGCGCGGCCGGAGCCCUCCUGCAGCACAAACCCCCCGCCGCCCUCGGCAAGGGCGUCCUGAGCAGGAGACCCGAGAACGAGACCGUGCUGCACCAGUUCUGCUGCCCCGCCGCGGACGCCGAGCAGAAGUGCUCCGACCUGGCCUCCCCAAGUGAUGGCUCCUGCGCCCAGGCCGGGGGGGGCACGGAGGACUCCAUGGUGGCAGCGGAGGCGGUGGCAGCCGGCAGACCCAGUAUCCAUGCCCUGAAGGCUCAAGACCCGGAGCGGCAGGAGGAGGAGGAGCAGCCGGGGGCGGGGGGCGCCUCCCCGAGGGCCGGCGCCCCCCGCGUGGCCUCCCCCGGCCGGCAGCAGCCUGCCCUGGCGACAGCGCUCUGCUCCCACACCCCUGCUGCCUCCGAUUACGAACUCUCCCUUGACCUAAAGAAUAAACAGAUUGAAAUGCUAGAACACAAGUAUGGGGGCCACCUGGUGUCCCGGCGCGCCGCCUGCACCAUCCAAACCGCUUUCCGCCAGUACCAGCUCAGCAAGAACUUCGAGAAGAUCCGCAACUCGCUCCUGGAGAGCCGCCUGCCCCGCCGCAUCUCCCUGCGCAAGGCGCGCGCGCCCCCGGCCGAGGGCCCGGCCGCCCCCGAGCAGGCGCUCCCGGAGGGCUGCGGCCUGGCGGGGCUGCCGCUGGUGCGCCCGGCCGCCCUGCCGCCCGGGCUGGCGGGCGCGCUCACCGAGCUGGAGGACUCCUUCGCCGAGCAGGUGCAGUCGCUGGCCAAGUCCAUCGACGACGCCCUCAGCACCUGGAGCCUGCAGGCCGUGUGCUCCCUGCAGGAGAGCGGCGCCUACCAGCUGCGCCAGGCCCUGCGCGCCGCCGCGGGGCCGCCCGACCCGGACGCCCAGGUGCGGGAGCCGGGGCCGGCGGAGGAGGCGGCGGAGGGCGCGCCCCAGGGCCUCGGCGGCACGCUCAUGAUGGCCUUCCGGGACGUCACGGUGCAGAUCGCCAGCCAGAACAUCUCCGUGUCCUCCGCGGCCCUGUCGGUGGCCAACUGCCUGGGCGCGCAGACGGCCCCGGGCCCCGCGGAGCCCGCGGCGGGCCGGGCGGAGCAGGGCGAGGCGCCGCCGGGGCAGGAGGCUCCGAACCCGGACAAGGGCAUCCAGUUCCUGAUCUCGCGAGGCUUCAUCCCGGACACCCCCAUCGGCGUGGCCCAUUUCCUCCUGCAGCGGAAGGGCCUCAGCCGCCAGAUGAUUGGAGAGUUCCUCGGCAACAGCAAGAAGCAGUUCAACCGCGACGUGCUGGACUGCGUGGUGGACGAGAUGGACUUCUCCAGCAUGGAGCUGGACGAGGCCCUGCGCAAGUUCCAGGCGCACAUCCGCGUGCAGGGCGAGGCCCAGAAGGUGGAGCGACUCAUCGAGGCCUUCAGCCAGCGCUACUGCAUGUGCAACCCCGAGGUGGUGCAGCAGUUCCACAACCCGGACACCAUCUUCAUCCUCGCCUUCGCCAUCAUCCUCCUCAACACCGACAUGUACAGCCCCAACAUCAAGCCCGACCGGAAGAUGAUGCUGGAAGACUUUAUCCGGAACCUACGAGGUGUGGACGAUGGCGCCGACAUCCCCCGGGAGCUGGUGGCGGGCAUCUACGAGAGGAUACAGCAGAAGGAGCUCAAGUCCAAUGAGGACCACGUCACGUACGUCACCAAGGUGGAGAAGUCCAUCAUGGGCAUGAAGACAGUGCUGUCGGUGCCCCACCGCCGCCUGGUCUGCUGCAGCCGGCUCUUCGAGGUGACGGACCUGAGCAAGCCGCAGAAGCAGGCAGCGCACCAGCGGGAGGUGUUCCUCUUCAACGACCUGCUGGUGAUUCUCAAACUCUGCCCGAAGAAGAAGAGCUCAUCCACGUACACCUUCUGCAAGGCGGUCGGCCUUCUGGGCGUGCAGUUCCACCUCUUCGAGAAUGAGUAUUACUCUCACGGCAUCACGCUGGUGACCCCGCUCUCGGGAUCUGAGAAGAAGCAGGUGCUGCAUUUCUGUGCCUUGGGAUCAGACGAGAUGCAGAAGUUCGUGGAGGACCUGAAGGAGUCCAUCGCCGAGGUGACGGAGCUGGAGCAGAUCCGGAUGGAGUGGGAGCUGGAGAAACAGCAGGGCACGAAGACGCUCUCCUUCAAGCCCGGAGCCCAGGUGGAGCCACAGUCAAAGCAAGGAUCGCCUACAGCCAAGAGGGGAGCCGCCCUCGGGGAGCAGCCGGCGGACAGCGUGGUGGAGGUGUCAAUUCACAACAGGCUUCAAACGUCCCAGCACAGCCCCGGGCUGGGGGCCGAGAGCGGAGCGCGGGCACCAUUGCCAGACCUGCAGCGUAGCCCCUUGAGGGAGCAGCCCCCACCACCGCCACCGCCGCCGCCGCCGCCGCCGCCGCCCACACCUCCGGGCACCCUGGUGCAGUGCCAGCAGAUUGUCAAGGUCAUUGUCCUGGACAAGCCCUGCCUGGCCCGCAUGGAACCCCUGCUGAGCCAGGCUCUCUCCUGCUACGCCUCGUCCUCCUCUGACUCUUGCGGCUCCACCCCCCAGGGCGGCCUGGGCUCCCCCGCCAAGGCUGUGCACCAGCCGCCGCUGCCCCCGCCCCCGCCGCCCUACAACCACCCUCACCAGUUCUGCCCCCCCGGCCCCCUGCUGCGCCGGCGCCGCUACUCCAGCGGCUCCAGGAGCCUCGUGUAG
This is a messenger RNA of Propithecus coquereli (Coquerel's sifaka), 3108 nucleotides long. It is a transcript of the gene IQSEC3, whose product is annotated as IQ motif and Sec7 domain 3. Lineage: Eukaryota; Metazoa; Chordata; Mammalia; Primates; Indriidae. The transcript is spliced from 14 exons. Bases 1 to 3108 code for a protein of 1035 amino acids. The record is from RefSeq and is a predicted model, not a curated record. Gene Ontology annotation, molecular function: guanyl-nucleotide exchange factor activity; protein binding. Gene Ontology annotation, biological process: actin cytoskeleton organization; regulation of ARF protein signal transduction.